AUGUCACCUCGAUUGGUGAUGAAACGUUUGCAAUCAAAUUGCCCAGCUCAGCGAACAAGCCAACGACCACCAUCUGAUUCACUGAUCCCGGAAUUAUUCCGCAAAGCGGUAGGACGCAUGCCAUUAGAGCUUGUUGAACCGGUGGAGAAAAUGCUAUCCCGCUCAUCUCAACGACGACCAACUUCGCAGCUAUUUGCAUUGGUAAGCUUCGAAAAAAUCCUUACUUUAAAAGUUUCGUAUGUCGUUAUAUUCUACGAACACCUGUUGCCCAAAUAUCUGUCUGGCACGCCCAAUUCAUAG
Opisthorchis viverrini is the source of this 300-nucleotide messenger RNA. RefSeq lists its product as hypothetical. The coding region runs from base 1 to 300 and encodes 99 amino acids. The transcript has 2 exons. The record is from RefSeq and is a predicted model, not a curated record. Lineage: Eukaryota; Metazoa; Platyhelminthes; Trematoda; Opisthorchiida; Opisthorchiidae.